Messenger RNA from Funneliformis caledonium, 639 nucleotides. The record is from the annotation of a GenBank genome assembly. NCBI's taxonomy places the organism in Eukaryota, Fungi, Glomeromycota, Glomeromycetes, Glomerales, Glomeraceae.
AUGAAUAAACCAACGUUAAUAUUAAUUGGUGGGGGAACUGCUGCUGGAAAAUCUUCUAUAGCUGAGUUUAUUUCUAAAGAAAUUAAAAAAAAUUUAAGCAAUAAUCCAAAAAGUAUUCAUGAUGCGAAAUUAAAGAAUAUAUUAAUUAGCCUUUUAAAACGAGAGAGGAUUGUUUAUCCUAGACUUGAAAAAGUAGUAAAAAAUAGUGUAAAUACUGAGUUAAUUUUUCACGAAAAUGGUGAAACGAAAGAUCCUGCAGAUAUAAUAAUAGUUGAAGGAGUUCAUGCUUUACAAUUUGAAAGUAUUAAUAAACUAGCAGAUUUAAAAAUUUAUGUUUCUGCUGAUGAUGAUAUUAGAUUAAUGAGAAAAUUAAAACGAAUAUCAAAAGGAAUAAGACAGAAUCUUAAUCAUGAAGAAAGAUUAAAUUUUUUAUUUGAUCUUAUGGAUAGAUGGAUUUGGUUAGCAAGAGCGGAUCAUAUAAAAUUUAUUUUACCAACUAAAAAAUCAGCCGACCUUAUUAUUGAUAAUAAUCCUGAAAAUAUUGCAAAUAAUUCUAAACUUAAACAAAUAAUUCAUCAUUGUAAUAAUAAAGAAAAGUUCGAAGUGAUGAAAAACCAAGAAAAGAGAAGAGACCAGAAA